Messenger RNA from Anguilla anguilla (European eel), 1531 nucleotides. Its product is annotated as ubiquitin domain-containing protein 2-like. The transcript has 3 exons. The coding region runs from base 171 to 905 and encodes 244 amino acids. Gene Ontology annotation, molecular function: protein binding. The record is from RefSeq and is a predicted model, not a curated record. NCBI's taxonomy places the organism in Eukaryota, Metazoa, Chordata, Actinopteri, Anguilliformes, Anguillidae.
AGAAACGGUCACCUUGUGAUGAUGUGUGCAGUGUGCAGUGUGUGUGUGUGUGUACACACCCCGCCUCUUCCCAGCUGAUGCUAGCGCUGUGUCAGUUUCUAUUCUGAGAGGAAGAGAGUUGAGGAAGGGGGAAAGAAGACAAGAGGGUCCGCGGGGCAGUCGGUAAACCCAUGGGUGGUUGUGUGGGCAGUCAUCAUGAUUCUUCGGGCAGUUUAAACGAAAAUUCAGACGGAACCGGAGUGGCUCUGGGGCGGAACCAGCCCCUGAAGCGGGACAAGCCCAAAUGGAAGAGCGACUACCCCAUGACGGACGGGCAGCUGCGGAGCAAGCGCGAUGAAUUCUGGGACACGGCGCCGGCCUUCGAGGGCCGCAAGGAGAUCUGGGACGCGCUCAAGGCCGCCGCCCACGCCUUCGAGAGCGGCGACCACGAGCUGGCGCAGGCCAUCAUCGACGGGGCGAGCAUCACGCUGCCGCACGGUGCCCUGACGGAGUGCUACGACGAGCUGGGCAACAGGUAUCAGGUGCCCAUCUACUGCCUGGCCCCGCCCGUCAACACGAUCGAGGAGAAGAGUGAGCUGAGCGAGCUGGACGCGCGGGACGUCCCGGAGCCCCCCCCGCCGGACUCGGGCCAGGAGUGCCUGCUCCGCCUGCGCCUCUCCAGCGGGCGCGACCUGCGGCUGCCCGUGCGCUCCACCGACUCCGUGCUGCACAUGAAGCUCCGCCUCCAGGCCCAGGAGGGCGUGGCCGCCGCCGCCCAGCGCUGGUUCUUCUCCGGGCGGCCGCUCACCGACCGGAUGAGCCUGGAGGAGCUGCACAUCUCCUGGGACUACGUGGUGCAGGUGAUCGUCAGCCAGCCCCCGCCCCCGCCCCCGCCCCCGCAGAACCCCACGCCCGUGGAGAACUAGCGCCCCCUACAGGCUGGGGCGGGGCAAGACUGCGGGACCCCGGGGCUCAGGGUUUUGACUUUAUUACUGAUACUCCUGUUUUCAGCCUUUUUUGGAAUUUUGCUUCGUUUUAUUUUUUUGAACCUUUCUUCUCCUCCUCACUCACACCCCUCCUUUCUCUUUGUUCUAAACCGUGGGUGCAUACGUGCCCCCCUCAGGACACCAGAAAUCAGGAGGGGGUGUGGGCGUGGGGGGAGGGGUAUGCUUGGAGGGGGCCCACACCUGUUUUUUUACCUGCUUUCAGGAAGCCCAUCUUUGUGUUUUAUUUGUUGCUGUUGUGUUUUUGAGGAGAAGUGAACAACCAAAAAAGUCUUUAAAAAGUUAACAGUAAAAGAGAGCGGGGAUAAGUGGGCAUCAUGUGACUAUUAAAAAAGACUUUUAAAAAAUCUUUGACAAGUUUUCACUACUCAGAUCAGCUACUCCUCUGAAAGGGAAGACUGUUCACGCGAGCUGAUCCUUCGUUAUCUCAUUUCUUCUGGAGCCAGUGUUCCUGAAAGGGCAAAUGUUCACAGCACAAGGAGAGCAGGCAUCAAUCAGGGCCUGUUGAUCCCAACUUAUUUCUGCUUUGAAGGGGGGUGGGCCGGGGG